GAGUACAAGAACAUACUACACGAACACGAAGCAACUGGUCCUAUUUCCACCAUGGCGAGUAACGGUCAGACUACUCUCCCUGUUCCGCAGGUACCCGUUCAGGACAGCGACAAGAAGCUUCUUGCAUCAAUCAAUUCAUUCGUCCACGAGUACAUGUCAAAAUACGACAACUCACACGACUACCAACACAUCCUGCGCGUCUUGUCCAACACCAACCAAAUAUUACAGACCGAGCUAAAGUCCAACCCCUCUGUGGCUUAUGACACCACUUCACUAUUCCUCGCCGCCCUUUUGCACGACGUUGGCGAUCACAAGUAUGCAAAAUCAGGCGAAGACAUCGAGAACCAAAUCUCCAAUACACUACUUCAACACGGCGCAUCAAUUGAACUGGCCCAAAAGGUCCAGAUCAUUGUAAAGAACGUUUCCUAUACGAACGAGGUUCGCGACCCUGCUCGCGUCACUUCAGUGGUUGGGCGGUAUCCGGAGCUCGCUAUCGUGCAAGACGCCGAUCGCCUCGACGCCAUUGGUGCCGUUGGAAUAGCGCGAUGCUUCUCUUUUGGUGCAGCAAAGAUCCCCGGGCAGCCCAUGGACAGAGCGGUCAGCCAUUUUGGCGAAAAGUUAUACAAUCUCGCAGGAAUGAUGAAGACAACUACUGGUAAAGAAAUGGCGAGGAGAAGACAUGAUGUCCUAAAACAAUUUGCAAAGGAAUGGGAAGAGGAAACACGCUUGAACUUUGAGCUACAUUGAUUAGCAUGGAGUGAAUUAAGCUUUCAUUACACGAUGGCAAAUCAGUCAUUCCAAAAUACUGAAGGUGGAAUUGGACUGGAAGCCACUCCACCAUGCUCACCUUAUAGUCCGACAGCAGACCUUCGUGAUGCGAAUAGACUCUAGCUCUGACGAUCGCUCGGAAUCCAUGUUUGUCCUUGGUAUCACACCACUUUGAAACUCGCGCAUCUUGACCGAUGAAUGCAGACGGGUCGAAUGAUAUGCAAGACACCAUCGUACAAUGUUGGCCGGGUAUUGCGGCACUAGGCCCAGUGUCUACCAGAAAUCUCUGAGAUCGCGUCCAACGAGAAUAGAGUCAAGUGCAGACGGGAAAGGCCUGGAAGUAGAGCGAUUCAAUCAAACGUGUUACUAGA
Molecule: messenger RNA, 1139 nt
Organism: Bipolaris maydis ATCC 48331
Lineage: Eukaryota; Fungi; Ascomycota; Dothideomycetes; Pleosporales; Pleosporaceae
Source: RefSeq, a predicted model, not a curated record